Amphibalanus amphitrite is the source of this 4283-nucleotide messenger RNA. Its product is annotated as cAMP-specific 3',5'-cyclic phosphodiesterase-like. The transcript has 13 exons. The record is from RefSeq and is a predicted model, not a curated record. Bases 962 to 3013 code for a protein of 683 amino acids. NCBI's taxonomy places the organism in Eukaryota, Metazoa, Arthropoda, Thecostraca, Balanomorpha, Balanidae. Gene Ontology annotation, cellular component: perinuclear region of cytoplasm; cytosol; nucleus. Gene Ontology annotation, biological process: signal transduction. Gene Ontology annotation, molecular function: 3',5'-cyclic-AMP phosphodiesterase activity.
UCGGCCAGCGGCCGGCUGCGGCCGACGCGAUCGAAAGCGGCGGCGGCCGGCGGCGGUGGCCAGUCGGGACCGAGUGGCCGCGCGGCCGGUCGGUUCACCUGAGCGCCCCGCCAAAGGGGUCGGGCCGGCGCGGGUCCGGCUGGGUGCUGUGUGCUGAGAGGUGCGGCGGCGGCCCACAGAGGCGCGCGGUGCUCGCGGAGGGACCGCGGUGAGUUGGGAGCAGAACGGUUACCGCGGUGAAUUGGGAGCAGAACGGUGCUCUACCGUGGUGAGUUGGGGAGCCAGACGGUGCGGUCCGCGGAAGGUGACACAAUUCAAAGGUCAAAGACAGCUAGUGUGAAAAAGCGAAACGUGCGCUGACUGGAAGGUGCGACUGGUGCGAGGGCGUAGCUCCUCGCUUCACAGAGGUGAACAGUGCUGCCGCACGCUACUGAAAUCCAGAACAGUGCACCGUGAACUACAAAGGCAGCUCUGAGUGAGUUAACAAGUUUCAGUCGAACGCCCGUCAGAAAGUUCUAAACACUUCUUCAGUUCGAGGAAGUUUCCACUGACCUCACUUACUGUGACAACUUGGCACACUGUAUAUUGAAUGAUUUCAAGUUUGAGAUGGCGGUAGAUUCAUUGUGUUUCCCUGGAAGUGGCGUGCGGAAGUUAUAACAAACGUUUGCGGGCAUUUUGAUGAAUCUUUUUUUUGGCGUAUAGUAACAGCAAUACUGCGAUAGUAGAGCACUGAGCAGCGUCCUCUGUUUUCCACCUGCGGUGUCCGGCGGUCGCGAUUAGUGCAGUGGUGACCGGCAAUGGCGGUUCGUGCCUCCUGCGGCUAGCCGUACUGAUGGUUUGUGCAGUGGUGAUUAGUGCUGACGAUUGGUGCACAUGGGGUGAUGGUUCCCUGUGCUAUGAGCCGUUGCGGAGACCGGUACCGGUGAUCUGGUGAUCCGGUGGUAGCAGAGCGGCCGAGGACAUGCAUCAGAUUGACGAGCAGGAGGAGCGCUCGGCUGAGAGGGACACGCCCUCGUCCGGCGACGAGGAUUCGGACGGCGGCUCGCCGGGAGCGCAGGUGCCGCUGCCGCUGCCGCCCCCGGUCAGCUACGCUCUCCAGCGGCUCAGUGAGAAGCGGAAAUGUCACAAGACGCUCAGCCUUCCGCCCAUCAGCAGCAGACGUUUUGAUCUGGAGAAUGGAGGCGGAGCCGCCGGCCGCGUUGGGGACGGCGGGACCCCGUCUGGGCUCGUGCUACAAAGCAUGCCGCAGCGGCGGGAGUCCUUCAUCUACAAAUCUGAGGACUUCCAGAUGUCCCCAAAGGUCUCCCGGCACUCGAGCAUCGCCAGCGAGUGCCAUGGAGAAGACUUGAUCGUCACCCCCUUCGCACAAAUUUUGGCAAGUCUACGAAGCGUGAGGAGCAACUACAUUUCACUGACAAAUGUUCCCACAAACAGAUCCAAGAGGUCCAGUAACGCAUCUCCCGGUCAGCCGUCGCCCCAGCCGCGGCCUAUGCUACCGAAAGACGAGGGGUUCGUCCGCCUAUCGACGGAGACGCUGGAGGAGCUAGACUGGUGUCUGGACCAGCUGGAGACGGUGCAGACGCACCGAUCCGUCUCCGACAUGGCCACCAGCAAGUUCAAACGGAUGCUGAACAAGGAGCUGAGUCAGUUUUCCGAGUCGAGCAGAAGUGGCAACCAGAUCUCCGAGUACAUCUGCUCCACAUUCUUGGACCCGCGCCAGGAGAUGGACAUGAACCAGUCAGUGGAGGCGCCGGACGGGCCGGGCCGUGCGGCGCAGCGCUCCGCCGCCGCCCUGCCCUCCAGCGGUGACACGAUGAACUGCAUCCCGGGCCUACAGCGGCCCGUGGGCCGGGCCACCGACACCGUGCCCAGACUGGGCGUGCACACGGAGCAUGAAGAGGAACUCGAAAAGGCGUUGGAGGAUCUCGACAAGUGGAAUGUGGAUAUAUUCCGGAUCGCCGAGCUAUCCAACAACCAGCCACUCACUUGCGUCAUGUACAACAUCUUCAUGGACCGCGACCUGCUGGCCACCUUCAAGAUACCGUCGAGCACGUUCGUCACGUUCAUGCUGACGCUGGAAAGCCACUACCUGCGCGAGGUAUCCUACCACAACCGGACGCACGCGGCCGACGUGGUGCAGUCGACCAGCGUGCUGCUCCGCUCGCCGGCCCUGGAGACCGUGUUCACGGCGCUCGAGGAGCUGGCCGCUCUGUUCGCGUCGGCCAUCCACGACGUGGAUCACCCGGGCCUCACCAACCAGUACCUGGUCAAUACCAGCUCUGAGCUGGCGCUGAUGUAUAACGACGAGUCGGUGCUGGAGAACCACCACCUGGCCGUGGCCUUCAAACUGCUGCAGAACGACAACUGCGACAUCUUCGCCAGCCUAUCCAGGAAACAGCGGCUGUCGCUCCGCAAAAUGGUCAUCGACAUGGUUCUGGCGACGGACAUGUCCAAGCACAUGAGCCUGCUGGCCGACCUGAAGACGAUGGUGGAGACGCAGAAGGUGGCCGGCUCGGGACUGCUGCUGCUCGACAACUACAACGACCGCAUUCAGGUGCUGCAGAGCAUGGUGCACUGCUCGGACCUGAGCGGGCCCACCCGGCCGCUGGAGACCUACCGGCGCUGGGUGGCUCUCGUCAUGGAGGAGUUCUUCCACCAGGGAGACCGCGAGCGAGAGAACGGCCUCGACAUAUCGCCCAUGUGCGACAGAUACAACGCCACCGUCGAAAAGUCCCAGGUGGGUUUUAUUGACUACAUCGUGCACCCGCUGUGGGAGACGUGGGCCGACCUGGUGUACCCGGACGCGCAGCACAUCCUGGACACGCUGGAGGACAACCGCGACUGGUACCAGUCCAUGAUGCCGCCCAGCCCGGGCCCCGGCGGCGCCGAGCAGCGGCUCCUCGAACAGGAGGAGCAGGAGGAGAGCGGCGACGGGGAGGCAGAGCAGGGGGAGGUCAAGGUGCGCGUGACGCUCAACGACGGCCGGGCGGCGCGGCGCGCGCGCCCCUCGUGAGAGGGAGAGGUAGAGAUGGGAAGAGGGAUGUGAGAAAGGAACGAAGAGAAGGGGGAUAAGAAAGAGUGAAAGGGUGAGUGGGCGAACAUAUAUGUAGAAUGAGCACUUCUUUCUUCCCUUGACAAUUGGUGGCUGGUGGUGAUAUAAAGACGAAACUCUCGGGCACGGAAAAAAGCACGAUGUUUUGAAUGGAAGAUUGAGAGAUAGCCACGAGUGUCUGCACGCACACUGUGCGAGAUGUAGCAGGUCGGUCCCCAAACUGACCAAAGCACCGCUGUCCUGUUCCUUGUGAAUGACCCAGACCCGCGAGACGUAGCGCGUUGAACCGGGCAACGGUGCAGAGAUGGUGCAGACUGCAGAGAUUCUAUGGUUAAAGCGUGUCUAGUCAUCUGCCUGCACCUUUCACAAAGUGUUCGAGGUCACAGCACAGUGGCUGCCGGCGGUUCGUCUGUAGUGUACCGCGUCCCCGACCUCUCGCCGCUUCUUCACCGCCCAGAAAGCCGCCGGUCGCCAGCACGGCUAACCCCCUGUCACGUGCGUGUGGAGUAGUCGUGUAGCGCCGCUCGCUACCGACAUGUGGUCGUCAGCUGCACGAGUCGACCGGAAUAUAUCAAAAUGUAGACUGUGUACCGAUGUUCGAAAUAAGCCUAGCUUUUAUUUCUUGCUGUGUCGAAUGAGCUAUUUUUCGGCGUACGUUGGUGGUUCAGCCACUAUGUAACGGAAUGUUUGUAUGCGCGUUGAUGUAGCACGCCCAAAUGAGCUGCCGGCUUGGGUUGCAGUUCGCCCCAGGCAGGGCCGUCGUCAGGCAUUAGGCACUCUCUGACAUGCAUGGCGCACAAUGCACAAUAUCAAAGGAAGUCACCCGUUUGUGGCUCAUUCUCAACUUUUAUCCUAGUCGAUAAUUGAUUAUUUUAAACCGUCAUCGGACAAACAAUGAACACAGCCCGUGGACUAACUUGUGCAAGCAUUGUAACAAGUCACGAGAUCUGACUAAUGCUUUUUAUUAUCACACUGGCGCCGCACAAUACAAAUUUGUAUGUAUAGCUAGCUAACUGAGGCAAUUCACACGAAUCCUGUUAGUUCAGGACGCCUGAAAUGAUAUCGCGCGUAUUUUUCAUUUGUUAUAGAUCGCGACUGUUACGCCUGUUGCUGAUGACAUUGGCCAGCGCUCUGUGCGGAUUGUCUGAGCGUGACACGUACCGUUGUGACGUACGAACCGGACAUCAUUGGCCGUACCUGUGCUGAAAGUAAUACAUGAAUGUACUUAUGA